GCCACUCGCAAUUCGUUCGUCGUCGCAGCAGCAUUGGUCGCAGAGCAGCGUAAAACCCCACGUAUAUAGCACAUAUAUUGUACAUAUAAUAAAAAUACUUUGUUUCGACUUGAAGCAACGCAUACAUAUAACGAGCGCGCAUAACAUUCAGAUUCAUCUGUGCAAAACGCCGAAUAAAAACUAUAGUGCAAUCACCACAGCAGCAGCAAAACGAACUAAAAUUUCGAUUUCUCAUCAUUUGUAGCCUAAAAAACACACAACAAACAAAGCAAAAUGUCUUCUGAAGUGAGCAGCGACAACCCCAUCUAUGGCCCCUUCUUCGGAGUUAUGGGAGCCGCCUCCGCCAUCAUCUUCUCGGCCCUGGGCGCUGCUUAUGGCACUGCUAAGUCUGGUACCGGUAUUGCUGCCAUGUCAGUGAUGCGGCCUGAACUGAUCAUGAAAUCCAUCAUUCCUGUGGUCAUGGCGGGUAUCAUUGCCAUUUACGGUCUGGUGGUGGCUGUGCUUAUUGCCGGCGCGCUGGAAGAGCCAUCAAAGUACUCACUAUACAGGGGCUUCAUUCACUUGGGAGCCGGUCUGGCGGUGGGCUUCUCUGGUCUGGCAGCUGGUUUUGCGAUCGGCAUCGUGGGAGACGCCGGUGUCCGUGGCACAGCACAGCAGCCUAGACUGUUCGUGGGCAUGAUCCUGAUUCUCAUCUUCGCCGAAGUGUUGGGUCUCUACGGCUUGAUUGUGGCCAUUUACCUGUACACGAAAUAAAUCAAUCAAUGCAAACACACAACAACAACAGAUAGACAAACGGCGCCCAGCGGUCAACAGCAGCCACAUCAACAUCAGCAGCAGCUUCAAGAGGAGCAGGUAAAAUUGUGUCAAGCCAAUGAGCAACGUGCAACAUGCAACUUCCAACAAGCAAAAACCACAACAGUGCGUGUGCGGUGCAAGCCCGGCGUGGACCGUUUGUACAUAGGGAGAACAACCAAAACCAGUCCUGCCGGACUGCAGGAUCUCCGCCACGCACUGCCCAUUGGUGGCCGCCGAUUUGCACCUGUUGUUCAGUUUACCUCGAUUCGCUGGCGCGUGGUUUAGCUUAGUUAUUUUCCGUUCAAAAUCAGUCUUAAACACGAGGAAAACAAUUUGCAAUUAAGUUCAUAAAGAUGUAAUAAUUAUGAUUUUUGCUAUAUCAAGAAAUCCUGCUCUUUUACUUUUUAUUUUGCGCUCCACAAUUUUGUGUGCUCUUUGUUAUUUGUUUUUUCCAUUAUUAUUAUUAAAUAAUGUUUAGUGUAUAUGUAAAGUUCGUUAAACAAAAAGAAAAAAUUGUAAAGAAAUCAACAACCAACAAUUGUCAGAAGAAACUUUGUACAUUUGCAUUGAGCCUGACGCGGCUGCAACCAAUUCAGAUCAACAAAUUUAGCGAAAGGGCCAAAACAACAAACAAACAAGCAGCAACCACAACAUCAAUGCUACCGCCCGAUGUCAUCCGGUGCGGCAACGUACCGCUCUUGUCCGAUUGCCGCUGUUUGGGCGCGCCCCGCCCCCUUCUUUGGUGGUGGGGGUGGAAGCCCAGUACAGUGGUGCCUCUGGAUUUCGGACGGCAAGCGGACGCUUGGCAAUACUUUAUCGUCAACUGCGGAAACCAACUACAUGCAAUCAUUCACACACACACACACAAAACCAACACACACACACACACAUACAAAAUGUAACUAAGUCCUACGUUUAUUUUUAAUUAUUGUUCAAUUCUAAGAAUAAUAUAUUAAAAAUUAAUAAUAAUAAAUUAUAUAUAUAAUUAUGAUUUUUUGUGAUAAGAACAGAUGGUAAUGCAAACAAUUACGGUAUUGAUAUACAUAAUAUAUACAGAAUAUAUAUAUAUAUAUAAACAAGAACAAGAAAUCAUAAACAAUUAUACAUAUUAACACGAGAAAGUUGUUAUAAAACGUACGAAACAAUACAAAUCAUGUGAAUGAAUGUAAUGCGACAAACUAAAAAAUACUGCAAAUCAACAACCACAACACACACUUUUUCCGCUGUUAUUGUAUAGUAAAGAAAAUAUUAUAUAUAUAAAUAUAUAUUAUGUAUAAAAUAUUAACAAGAAAUUGUAGUAGCAAAAUUAUAAACCAACAAACAAGAAUACCCACAACAAAAGUCGUGCAAGCAGAACCCAAAAACCGUAGACGAAUGUUGCAAAUGAAACUCAUACCAACAACAACCACAUUAGCAACACGAAAUCUACCAGAAAAAUCCAACAAAAAAAAUUGUAAAAUCCCAACAAAUUAGAAGUUAUAAGAAGCUACUUCGGAACCGAACCCAACAACACCCGAUCAACAUGUAUAGUAGUGGCAUUAGGCAAAUAACAAUUAAUUUGUAGGAGAGCCACGCAAGCCGAACGACCCGGUCCCGAGAAGGAUGCACAUUCCACCGCCCGUUGGACGCCGAUGCAUUCGUGAUGCUGAGAAUGCGGAGGAGCUCAACCUGUGCGGAGGCGCUGAAUUCCCGGGACCCGAAUCGCUCUGCUUGCGCACACCUCCCGAUCCCCACAAGAAAGCGACCACAACAGAAAUGCACAAAACACACCUGCAAUAAACCACUUGUGCUCACAAUCAAUCAGCAAUUGUAUAUAAGCAUGUGACGUUGCCUGUCAAUCACAGAUUCCCCCAUCCGACACCGAAUCAUGAUGCAGCGUCAGUGUUACGUUCCCAUCGGAAAACGGUGGGGGAAACUAAUUAACUCGAUUGCUAGCUUAAGGAACUCACGAAGCAAGUGUUGAAUAGUCCGUUUAUUAUUGUUACGCGUACCCCCAACAAUUGUGUCACGAAUUCAUAUUGUUAUUUGUUUAAGUUGCAUGCACCCCACAACAUAGACCUACCUAUACAUGUAUCCAAUGGUGCGGUUUUAGAAACUGUAACUGUGUAUUCGAAACAACUUAUAAAGCAAGUAAACAACCAUCAACAACAGACAUUGUAUGAAAUAAAUUGUAAUUUCUAAUUUCC
Molecule: messenger RNA, 2981 nt
Organism: Drosophila melanogaster (fruit fly)
Lineage: Eukaryota; Metazoa; Arthropoda; Insecta; Diptera; Drosophilidae
Gene: Vha16-1
Product: vacuolar H[+] ATPase 16kD subunit 1
Exons: 3
Coding region: 274-753 (159 amino acids)
Biological process (GO): proton transmembrane transport; vacuolar acidification
Cellular component (GO): membrane; proton-transporting two-sector ATPase complex, proton-transporting domain; proton-transporting V-type ATPase, V0 domain
Molecular function (GO): proton transmembrane transporter activity; proton-transporting ATPase activity, rotational mechanism
Source: RefSeq, marked reviewed